Molecule: messenger RNA, 1380 nt
Organism: Epithele typhae
Lineage: Eukaryota; Fungi; Basidiomycota; Agaricomycetes; Polyporales; Epitheliaceae
Exons: 3
Coding region: 1-1380 (459 amino acids)
Source: RefSeq, a predicted model, not a curated record
AUGGACCGGAUGACUUUGGACGAGGUGAAAUCUGCGCUGUGCGCAAUGAAGAUCGAGAUCGAGGACGCGCCCCGUAAGGAGCUCAGAAAGUACCUCCGACUCGUGCUCGACACCUGCCAGCACGGCUUCCGCCUCGCCCCUGUCCUCGACCUGACAACACUCCCGGAGUGGCCCCCAUCUUCGCUGGCAGUCCAGAAACGCCGCCAAAAGCAGUACUAUACUCCCAGUCGCGCCGCGUCACCGGCCAUCGCACACGACCCCACAUCACUCGCCCAGGCCGUCGAGCGCGACGGGCUCGAGGAGUCCGCCGACGUGUUCAACGUCGGGGACAGAUACGGGCGCAAGUUCCGCCCCGGAUCCGGGCCAGACCCGAUCGUGGGUCUGCGCACGGCCGUCCUCGAGCUCGCGAAGCUGUACGACUGUGGCUCGCCCUGGAUCGUGUUCGGCGCCGGAGAGGAGUGCGUCAACGUCCGGGUGGUCUCUGUGCGUAAAGUGCACCGGCGCGCGCCCGUCUUCGUCGUGCUCUACCGCGGCUUUCGGCGGCCUGAGCCCGGCUCGCCUGCGGUGGAUGAGCACGUGCGGUGGGCGGUGCAGCAAAGCACGGAGGUCUCGUGGACCCCGCCGCGCUACCAAUCCUUGGACAAAGCGAAGAUAGCCGGGAACAACUUUUUGCUCCACCCGCUUGCGCUGCGGCUCCUCGUCAAGCUGCUUCGAAUGAACGAAGACGUCGUACCAAACGACUUUCCCAUUCAGUUCCAGCCGGGGGAAGCAGCCUACAAGAUCUCCGCGCUGUCACCUCCAUCGGCACCGCCUCAAAUAGCGUUGCUGGAGCUGAAGGCUCGGACGUUCUCCUGUGCGGUGUGCAAACGGAGGCCGGUGAAGGAGUGCACGCAAUGCUUCAUGGCGGCGUAUUGCGGCAGAGACUGCCAGCGCGCCCAUUGGGAUGCACACAGCAAGACUUGCCUGCCUCGCACAGGUGGACGCUGGGUCGCCGUCCAGGGUGCCUUCGUCUACUGCGAGCCCUCGCGGUUCCAGGUCCCGCUUGCUUCGCUGGAUCCAGUUCGGAUCGAAGGCUCUAUACCCGAACGUUCCGCGUCAAGACAGACGCCGUCUGGCCCCCGCCGCAGUGAAAAGCUGUUCCUCAUGCGGAUAUUCGAACCGGAGCCUGGGGAGCUGCUCAUAUGCGACAGCCGCCGUGUUCUCCUGUUCUCGUUGGGUCGUGGCAGGAACGAGUCCCUGCGUGAGCUGUUUGCUGAAGUGCGUGGGGCGCGCGACGAGAAUGGCAUACCGACGAUCUAUCGCUGGGCGAAGAGAACGGGCGAAUGGACGUACGACAUUUGUUUGGAUCGCGCGCCUCCGGCGGAGUGGACAGGCUGGUGA